AUGCCUUUACCGUCAACACUUCCACCGUCUUUAUCAGAAUCUAGUGAAUAUCGUCGGACUCCGCCACUAGUGCCACCGGAACCGAAGCCAUCACCACCGUUAUCACCAACAUCAAAAGAAGAGCCUCAUUCACAGCCUGUGCCACCACCCAUGUCGAAACCGCCUCUGUCGCCGCCCAAAUCAGAUGAAUCUCAGGCGCCACCUCUAACAUCUCCACCACUAACACCAGAAGAAAAACAGCAACCGUCCCCUCCUUCAGCUCUAAACGCUACUGAAGAAAUUCAGUCCCAACCUUCUCCACCGCUUACACAGUCUAAAUCCAUUGAUGAAACUCGGUUACACUCACCGCCUCCAUCGUCAUCGUCAGAAUCUGGUGAAUCUCAGCUGCUUUUACCACCACCAGAAGUCAAAACUCCACCGUCAACGCUAAAACCUUAUGAAGAAUUCCAAUCCCAACAGUCUCCACCACUUCCACCGUCUAAAUCCAUUGAUGAAACUCCGUUCCAAUCACCGUCUCCGCCGAAAGCGUCGCCACAGUCAUUUUCAGAAUCUGGUGAAUCUCAGCCGCUUUUACCACCACCAGAAUCUAAAAUUCCACGAUCUCCGCCGUCAACUCUAAACCCUACUAAAGAAUCCAAUCCACAAUCGCCUACACUGUCUAAAUCUAUUGAAGAAACACGAUCAUUGUAUCCGUCGCAAACAUCACCACCGUCAUUGUCAGAAUCCGGUGAAUCUCAGCUGCCUUUACCUCCACCAAAAACCAAAUUUCCACCAUCUUCGCCUUUAACGCUAAAGGCUACGGAAGAAUCACAGUCCCAAUCGCCUCCACCGCUUGUGAAGUAUACCUCCAUUGAUCAAACUCGGUUAGCAUCGCCAGUGCCAUUGUCAAAAUCGGUUGAAUCUAAACCGCUCUUACCACCAACAGAAGCUAAAACGCCGCCGUCAAAGCUAAAAGCUAGUGAAGAAUCCCAGUCCCAACCGCUUCCACCGUUUAAAUUUGUUGAGGAAAUUCGGUCCCAAUCACCUCCUCCCUCGCCGCCGACUCCGCCAACACCACCAUCAAAAUCAAUUGACGAACCUAAAUCAACACCACCAUUCCCAGAAUCUGGUCAACAAUCCAGAUCUAAGACAAACUUAUCACCACCAACAUCAUCAUCAUCAUCGCCGAAAGCUACGGAAAUUUUCAAAUCUCAAUCGCCUAUGACACUACCAUCUCCGACGGCGCUGAUAUCACCAUCGGCGUCUCUGAUCACCGCACCGCCGCCGUCUACUCCAAAAUCACCACCGUCGAUUCCAUCCCCACUCAUAUCCCAAAUCAUCCCCUCACCUAAACCGUCGUUACCCCAAAUUAAACCUAACCCAAUCGAAUCUCAUUCUCCGAAACCCACAAACACCGAAUCUCACACUUCACAGAAUCAUAACAAGGAGAUAAAUGGUAAUCCAGAAAAACAAGACCCCAAGCUCAUGAAGAUUCCGGCUGAAGAUCCGAAGACAGAGAUUACCAGGAAAGUCAUCGAAAACAGGGAAAUUUGGCCAGGGAAAACAAAUCCGGCGCCGAUGAUGAUGAUGAUGUUCGUUAACAGUAACGUCCAAGGGAUCAAUAUGUCUCUCUCCCUCGAUUCAUCUUCCAUCGAUCAUGAGCCAGGCGUCCAUUUGACGGUCGAUUAUGAUCAAAGUUGUGAUUUUUCUUCGACGACACCGUUUUAA
Microthlaspi erraticum is the source of this 1707-nucleotide messenger RNA. The record is from the annotation of a GenBank genome assembly. Lineage: Eukaryota; Viridiplantae; Streptophyta; Magnoliopsida; Brassicales; Brassicaceae.